Messenger RNA from Chroicocephalus ridibundus (black-headed gull), 1374 nucleotides. RefSeq names its product phosphatidylinositol N-acetylglucosaminyltransferase subunit Q-like. Gene Ontology annotation, cellular component: membrane; endoplasmic reticulum. Gene Ontology annotation, biological process: GPI anchor biosynthetic process. The transcript is spliced from 11 exons. The record is from RefSeq and is a predicted model, not a curated record. Lineage: Eukaryota; Metazoa; Chordata; Aves; Charadriiformes; Laridae. The coding region runs from base 1 to 1374 and encodes 457 amino acids.
AUGUGUCAUUGUCUCCGCCCCUGCCGCGUCAGCAGCCCACCCCCGAGCUGCCAGUUCCGGCACGAGGCAGCCGCUUUUCCCAGCCACGAAAGCCCUCAGAAGAGCCUUUUUGCCAGCCUUACCCUCUGCGAUCCCCUUCCCCAAGAGCAGUUUGUGGAAAUGGUCAAUUUCCCUCUCACUCUCUCUGAUGUUCCUCAAUCUACUCACCUCUUCUUUGAGCUCCAUCACUUCACCUUGGAGCUGUGCCACCCAGCGGAGAAGGCCAUCAACCUGCUCACACCGCACGCAGCCGUGGUCAACAUUGUCACCCGCUGCCAGGUGCUGAAGUUUUGGCCUUUGUCUUUCCUAUGGAGCAAACUCUUAACUUGUGAGCAGCUGAGACACCACCUGCAGCACCUCCAGGUCAUCAGCAGCAACAACAAUGCUCAAAACCAGACUCACCCAAUGAGGAAAGCCAACAUCUUCAUCUCUCUGCUGAUUGAUGUGGCUCUGGGGAUGCUGCUGAUGUCCUGGCUGUACCAAAAGAACCGAAUUGGUCACCUUGACGAUACCCUCAUCCCCGUGGCUGAUCAUGUAGCUGAAGAGCUCCAGGACCUGCUCCAGUGGCUAAUGGGAGCACCAGCUGGACUGAAAACGAACCCAGCUUUGGAUCAGGUUUUGGGCCGCUUCUUCCUUUACCACAUCCAUCUUUGGAUUAGCUACAUUCACCUGAUGUCCCCGUUCAUUGAGAUGAUCCUCUGGUACGUCGGGCUGUCAGCUUGUCUAGGCCUGACCUUGGCUCUCUGCAUCCUCUCUGACAUCAUUGCACUUCUCACCUUCCACAUCUACUGCUUCUAUGCCUACAGAGCCAGGCUCUACUGCUUCAAGAUUUACGGCCUGUCAUCUCUCUGGUGCUUGUUCUGUGGGAAGAAGUGGAACGUCCUCCAGCGGCAGGUGGAUUCCUGCUUCUAUGACUUGGACCAGUUAUUUAUUGGCACUUUGCUGUUUACAAUCCUGCUGUUCCUUCUGCCUACAACUGCACUGCAUUGUUUGGUGUUCACUCUGCUCCGCUUGCUGGUGGUGAUCAUGCAAGGCCUGAUACACUUGCUGAUUGACCUGAUUGACUCCCUGCCUCUUUAUUCAGUCAUCCUUCGGCUCUGCAGAUCCUACAGACUGGCGGCCAGUGUGAAGUUCAGAGUCCUUGAGCAGCAGGAUGGAAAACCUCUUCGACUCCUUAUGCAAAUCAACCCUCUAUCGUAUGGCAGUGUGGUACAGACAUACAGGCUGCUAACCUACAGCUGCUACCCCAAGGAUUCCUGGACAUCCCUCUGCAAGAAGCUGUUCCUUGGAGAGCUCAUCUACCCUUGGAAACACAAAGGAGAGAAGCAGGACUAA